Molecule: messenger RNA, 1197 nt
Organism: Dibothriocephalus latus
Lineage: Eukaryota; Metazoa; Platyhelminthes; Cestoda; Diphyllobothriidea; Diphyllobothriidae
Source: the annotation of a GenBank genome assembly
AUGCCAACAGCUGAGGGUGACGUACAAAAGACGGAAAUUAACGCUGCUCAGUUCCUUGUUGCUUCCGGUUCACAGGACCGCCACAUCCGUGUUUGGCACAUACAGCUCACUGAUAAACAAGGUCUUUCUCCUACCGCAGCGAAGGAAAAGGGCACGGAACUCACAGUGCCCCCUGCCUACGCAUCCUACGGCCUCUUCGCCCGCCUGGAGUGCGUGCUGUCUGGCCAUGAUCACUGGGUGACGGGAGUGGCGUGGACACCCCAGCCACUGACUGUUGAUUCCCGUCCUCUUCUCCUCUCAGCCAGUAUGGACAAGUCAGUUGUUGUAUGGGAGCCUUCACACCCCCCUCUGCUAACAACAGCGGACAACGUGUCGAAGGACUCGUCUACUCCGGACCUUUGGUUAGAGAAACAACGCUAUGGAACUGUUGGUGGUAACCAGCUAGGAUUUCUCGACUGUGCCUGGGGCAAUAGUGGCUGGGCCGUCUAUGGUCAUGGUUUUCAGGGCAACCUCUCCUCGUGGUCUUUCAACGAAACAGGCAGUGGAACUGCUCAGUGUUCUUUGACUGGCCAUGCCGGACCCAUAACCGACCUUGCCUGGUCCCCCAGCAAUCUCGGCAAGGACUCAAAAAUCCCACUUGCUGUUGAUGGCUAUGAUAUUGAGUAUCCUUUCUAUCUCCUCACCGCCAGCAAGGACCAGAGUGUACGCUUACAUGGACUGUUUCGAACCGAUGGUUCUGGUUGUAAUCCGCCUGGGGCUAUUCAGGCCGCUCUCGGCUUGUCGAACCAGGCCACUCAGGCUUUCGCUGCGGACGACGAGGACGAUGAACUAGGCACCGCUAACGCCCUGGAGCCGAAUGAAUCUGGAGCCCCUGACAUCGGGGAUCCACUCUAUCCCCCUGCGGAGGAGGGCUUGGCGCAAUCAACUCUCUGGGCAGAAAUCCGGAAGCUUUAUGGACACAGUUACGAGGUUUUCUGUCUGGCUGCCCAUCCCAAGGGCAUUCUCGUUGCUUCAGCCUGCAAGUCCUCGAAACAGGACUCUGCGAGCAUCUUCCUUUGGCGCGCCAGUGACUGGACCAUACAUCAGGUUUGUGUCUGCUUGCUUCCGCGUUUGCUCAAUGGUCCGGAGCUUGUCCACCAGUCGUAUUUUAGUAAAACAGACUUGCAGACUUCAGCAAAAAUGGUAAAAAUGACUUAA